GUGCUGAACUGAGUGCCGAAAGCAGGACAUGCAUGUUUGAGUCUAAAAAGGACUACAUACUACACUUACUAAGCCUGUGGACGAUUUGCCUUGGAGGUACAACAAAGGAUGAAAUGCAUGUUAUUGCAGUGGAGACGGAUCAAACUCAAGGACACCCUGUUGUCAUUGCUUCUCUAAAGCCUUCAUUGCAGCCAAUGGUUAAUCUACACGGCAUGGAGUUAACCUCUCCUGUUACAUUCAUGCUUGAAUCUGGAAGUGGACCUGUGUACAUAUCAGGACAGCAUAUAACAUUGGACGACGGUUUGGAAGGUUUAGAACCGGAAGAAGAAAACCUGAGACUGAACCAGUACUACUCCACCCCCCUCCAGACCACUAAGGAGGCCCUCCUGCAACUCUUGAAACCGGCCAAUCAGCAUGGGUGGAACUGCCAAGGUCGCAUUGACCGGACCCUGGCGUUCCGCCACUUUUUCCCAUUCAGGCCGCAACAGACACAGGAGAGGGCCCGCUCCCCUCAUGUGGUGGCAUCUGAAUCGGAGGGAGGCAAGCAGGAGCAAGAGGAAGAUGAAGGGCUGGGGUGCAGGGAGUUUGUGGAUGCCCCCCCCCAAGUCCGGUGA
Molecule: messenger RNA, 614 nt
Organism: Nanorana parkeri
Lineage: Eukaryota; Metazoa; Chordata; Amphibia; Anura; Dicroglossidae
Product: nucleoplasmin ATPase-like
Exons: 6
Biological process (GO): chromatin remodeling
Cellular component (GO): nucleoplasm; nucleolus; cytoplasm
Molecular function (GO): histone binding; RNA binding; chromatin binding
Source: RefSeq, a predicted model, not a curated record